Molecule: messenger RNA, 1643 nt
Organism: Cariama cristata (Red-legged seriema)
Lineage: Eukaryota; Metazoa; Chordata; Aves; Cariamiformes; Cariamidae
Gene: TBC1D16
Product: TBC1 domain family, member 16
Exons: 9
Biological process (GO): activation of GTPase activity
Cellular component (GO): early endosome
Molecular function (GO): GTPase activator activity
Source: RefSeq, a predicted model, not a curated record
GGACACGUGUGACAAUCGCAUGACCUGCUCCACCAGCUCUGCCUCCAGCCUCGACACCAGUGCCCAGUUCCAGGAGAAUAAUGGGCAACCGCAGAGCACCAGAUGGGACGAACAGCAGAAGGUGUUUGCCCUCGAGCAGGUCUGUGGUGUCUUUAAAGUGGACCUGGGACAAAUGAGAUCCCUUCGCCUCUUCUUCAGCGAUGAGGCAUGCACCUGUGGACAACUGGUUGUUGCAAGCAGGGAGAGCCAGUACAAGAUCUUCCAUUUUCACCACGGUGGCCUGGAUAAACUGUCCGAGGUGUUUCAGCAAUGGAAGUACUGUGCAGAGACCCAUCUCAAGGACCAGCAGCUUACUGAUGAGAAAACGUGUAUGCAGUUCUCCAUCCGCCGUCCCAAGCUGCCCUCCUCGGAAACCCAUCCAGAGGAGAACACGUACAAGCGUCUUGAUGUGUCUGCCUGGCUCCAUCACCUGAAUGAAUCCGGACAGGUGGAAGAGGAGUACAAGCUGCAGAAGGCCAUUUUCUUUGGUGGGAUUGAUAUUUCCAUCCGUGGGGAGGUGUGGCCCUUUCUGCUGCACUACUACAGCUACGAGUCCACCUCUGAGGAGAGGGAGGCACUGAGACUGCAGAAGAGGAAAGAAUACUUUGAGAUCCAGGAGAAAAGGCUUUCGAUGACUCCAGAUGAACAGAAGGAUUUUUGGUGUAAAGUACAGUUCACUGUAGAUAAAGACGUCGUAAGGACUGACCGCAGCAACCAGUUCUUUCGAGGGGAGGACAACCCAAAUGUGGAAACUAUGAGGAGGAUCUUGCUGAACUAUGCAGUAUUUAACCCAACAAUUGGAUACUCCCAGGGGAUGUCCGACCUGGUUGCCCCGCUCCUGGCAGAGGUCCUAGAUGAGUCGGAUACUUUCUGGUGCUUUGUAGGAUUGAUGCAGAACACGAUCUUCAUCAGCUCACCCCGGGAUGAGGAUAUGGAGAAACAGCUGAUGUACCUGCGAGAGCUGCUGCGACUCAUGCACCCACGCUUCUACCAGCACCUUUCUUCCUUGGGAGAGGAUGGCCUGCAGAUGCUUUUCUGUCACCGUUGGAUCCUCCUCUGUUUUAAACGUGAAUUUCCAGAUGCUGAGGCGUUGCGGAUGUGGGAAGCGUGCUGGGCUCACUAUCAGACUGACUAUUUCCAUCUCUUUAUCUGUGUGGCCAUCGUGGUGAUUUAUGGGGACGAUGUCAUUGAACAGCAGCUGGCCACUGACCAGAUGCUGCUGCAUUUCGGCAACCUGGCUAUGCACAUGAACGGAGAACUUGUACUCAGGAAGGCGAGGAGUCUGCUCUAUCAGUUCCACCUCUUACCCCGCAUCCCCUGCAGCCUGCAUGACCUGUGCAAGCUGUGUGGGACAGGGAUGUGGGACAGUGGCUUCAUCCCCGCUGUGGAGUGCUCUGGCCAUCACCCGGAGUCCGAGAGCUGCCCAUAUGGGGGACUGGCGGAAGUGUCUUCUCCUAAACCAGGAAGCGAAGGCAAGAGAGGCUUGAAAACACGGGACGUCUUUGCUUUCCGAAAAUAGCUGUAGAGGAACAGGGUGUGACAGCGGAAGAGGGAAGGGCAGGAAGGAUGUGCAUAGGAAAAAUGUUGAAGACAAAAAUGGAGGG